CCGACACCCGCGAACCACGCUGAGCACACCUCCAUUGCCUGCACGCUCAUUAGCAUUAUUCCUUAGGCUAAUUAGCACUCGGGCGACUACGUAUCAUAGUGGGCAUUCGGCUUGUUUGUUUCCCUCAACUCUACCUUGUUGCCUUGACGUUUCCCAUAACACGUUGGCACAUUUCUAGGGCUGGCCGGGUGGCCAGCGUGUAGGAAACAUGAUCAAUAGGCAGGCAGGAGCCCCAGCACUAGGCGCGCGGUGCCCAACGCGCGAGGUGCUGACGCGAAGGCCGUGCGUCGUCCGCGUGUCUGCACCAAGGCUUGAGGACGUAGAGCCUGCUCCUUCAGAUGAGGUUCCAGCGACCAGGGCUCGCUAUUCUCGCUUCGCACCGCCGCCGCAAGUAUCGGGCGCGAGUACCCUAGUCGAGACACCAGGUCGCGCUGCUCCCCAGGCGCAGCGCACCAUCAGGCCUAAGCAGCAAGUGUUGAAUGAGGGAAAUGAGGGACCAUACCAGCAAAGCACGCCCCUCUCGCAGCGGCAGCUCGAGGACUUCAGUGCAGAAGUGCUCGGCAGCAGCUCCAGCGUCUGGAGCGCUGAGGCUCGCAACCUUCCAGCUUCUACGAGCGACAGCAGCUCGUCGCUUGACAGCGUGCUGGCCCAUAUCAAGGGCAAGGGGCCAAACACCAUUAUGGCUACGCUCUCUGGGCUCUCAAAGCGGGGCGAAUUCGACACGCUGCUUCGGCUACUGCAGGAGCUGAACAAACCCAUGCUCGAGGUGGUGUGCAAGAGGUGGCACUACUCGUCCUUCAUCGAGGAGGUCUGUUUGACCAUGAAGGCUAAGCCAGCGGUCGUGUUUGCGAAGAUUGCGGCACCCUACGUGUCGAAGCCAGCGGCGCUGUUCAUGGCGGUGCUGAAGGCGUGCGCGCGGUGCCGCGACCUGGAUGCGGGCAUGACGGUGGUGGAGCUGGCGCGAAAGAGCGGCGUGACGGUAGACGUACAGAUGAUGACUACGCUUAUCAAGGUGUGCAAGGCGGUGGGCAACGUGGACAAAGCGUACCGCGUGUACCUGGAGAUGCGCGCUGCGCAGCUGCGCAUCGACAGCCAUGUGUACGGCGCACUCAUCGCCACGUGCGCGGAGGCCAUGAAGCGCGAUCUGACCGUGGUGCAUGAGCGCAAGGACCAGUAUGUGCUGCUGGAGCGCGCGUUCCAGUACGUGGCGGACGCGGAGGCGGCGGGCGUGACGCUGCAGGCGCCCGUGUGGAACUCGCUCAUGGUGUGCGCCGGCCGCUCCGGCGAGCUCAACCGCGCCUUUGAGGUGCUGACCAUGAUGCAGCAGCGCGGCAUUGGCGCCUCAGCCACCACCUACGGCUCGCUCAUCGAGUCGUGCGUGUGCGCGCGGCAGCCGGAGAAGGCGUUGCGCGUGUUCGAGGUGGCCUUGCACAAGGGCUUCGAGUCGGAGGUGAAGCUGUACACGCAGGCGCUGUCGGCGUGCAUGCUGCCCUUCCCGGGGGCCUGGGACCGCGCGCAGGCCAUCUACAGCGCGCUGCAGCGCUGCACCAGCGUGCGGCCAGACAAGAAGUUCUUUGCCUGCUUCAUGGCGGUGGCGGGCCGCUGCGGGCGGAUGGAGGUGGUGUUUGAGCUGCUGACGGAGAUGGCGGCGGAGGGCAUCCGGCCCAGCAGCACCAGCGUGUCGGGCAUCAUCCACGCCUGCCUGGACCAGGGCAACGUGGCUCUGGCCCGGCGUGUGUACGACCUGUGCGCCAAGCAGAGCGUGUACCCGGUGCCCAGCCAGUUCAACCGCAUGAUGGACGUGUACGCCAGCGAGUUCAGGUUUGGGGAGGUGGUGAGCCUGCUGUGUGACAUGGUGGCGGCGGGCCGGCAGCCCAACCUCAACACCUACCGCAUCAUCAUCAACGCCUGCGAGGUCACGGACCAGGCGGGCCUGGCCUUCCAGGUGUUUGCGCUGAUGCACGCCAACAAGGUGCACAUCCUACAGGGCAAGUUCGCGCAGACCAUCUACUACAUGCUCAUCAAGGCUUGCUACAACCAGACGCGCUACCUGUGGUUGUCAGGCGGCUACCCGCCGCAGGGCCCCGCAUCCGCGUCCGGCGCCGCCUCCUCCGUUAACGGCGGCGCCAGCACCAGCGGCCACCACCACGCCUCGUCCUCGCCCUCCUCAUCACACCACCCGCACGCGUCGCCCUACAGCACGGGCAUCCCCGCGCAGCGCAAGAUGGAGGCGGAGAAGGUGCUGGCGGCUCUGGGUGGGCACAAGCUGCGGCGUGGCGCGCAUCAGUCCAACCCGUUCGAUGGGCCGCCCGACACCAUCGACUGGGCCAGCCAUGCGCUGAGCGCCUUCCACCACAUGCUGGGCCGCGGGCAUCGGCCCUCGCUAGAGCUGCUGGACGUCUUGCUGAACUGCAUGCGCGCCAAGAUGCUGCCGCCCGACGACUCCACCGUCCCGGGCGUGCCGGGCGUCUCGGGCGCCAUGGCCGCCGCCGCCGCGGCGGGCUUCGCCGCCUCGCCCUUUGUGCCGCUGCGCCCGCGCAACGCGGUAUUCGAGUGCGCCUUCGAGCCGCGCGCUUUUGCCGUGCUGGAGGAGGCCAUUGGCCGUGGCCUGCUGCCCAAGUUCGACCCUGACGCCCCGCUGGUGAUGGACAUGCGGCGGCUGCCGCCCGUGGUGGCUGAGGUGUACGUGCUGCAUAUCCUGCAGACGCUGGACCGGCGCGCGAAGCGCAAGGCGGCGGAGGCGGAGGCAGCUGCCAAGAAGGCGGCGCUGGCGGGCAUGGACCUGGACAAGGCGGCGGGCGUGACGGACCGCAUGAGCAUGGCGGACCGCGGCCUGGCGGCGCUGGCGGGCGCGGCGCGGCCGCGCGUUAAGGACAACUACCACCACAGCAUCACGCUGCUGGUGCCGCCUUUCAACCCCGACCUGGUCAAGUGGCCCAGCUACCUGGAACGCAUCAUGAACCGCUACACCGACCACAUGACGCCCGAGGAGCGGUCAAAGCUGCAGCGCCGCAACGAGUACCGCCGCUCCCGCGCUCGCCGCGCCGUGAACGGCUCUCCCGCCGCCGCCGCGGCGGCCGCUGCCGCCGCGCUGUCGCUCCGCCGCAACGCCGCGGACGCCGCCUCUGACGGCUCUGACGUUGAGGCCAGCCGCCACGCCGGCACCGCCGCCAGCGACCUGGACGAGCUGGAGGCCGUCAUGGCGGCGGCGGCCGACGGCGACGGCGAAGCCGCCGCUGCCGCGCGCGGCCUGUGGGCCCGCGAGGACGUGGCCGCCAUGAUGGCCGCGGGCGUGCCCGCCGCCGGCAUGGGCGUGGGCAUGGGCGACAGCUGGGGUAGCGACAGCGACGUGAGCGACGGCGAGGGCGUGGACCCGGCGGGCGGGCAGUACCGCGCCGACUUCACCACCGGCCUGGCGGUGUCGGCCACGCUGCAGCGCAUGAAGGUGUGGAUGGACAUGGACUACGCCAACGGCGCCAUCACCGUGUUCGCGGUGGAGGUGGCGCGGUGGCUCAAGCGCCGCCGCCAGGCGGCGGAGGCCGCCGCCGCGUCCGCGGCCACCUCGGCGCCGAAUGCCGGCGGCGCGGGUGGAAGUGGCGCCUCGGGCGCCGGCGACAGCAACGGCGCGGGCGUGGGCCACAUGUCAGCCGGCGUGCCGGUGGGCGGCAACGCCGCGGAGGUGGCCGCGGCGGCUGCAGCGGGCAUGGGCGUGUCCAGUGCACGCAUGAUGGGCCGCGGUGCGGCGCUGGGCCGGGGGCUGCCAGGCGUGGAGGCGCAGCAGCGCAACAUCCGGCUAGGCAUGAUGACCGGCUCCGGCACGCCGCCACCGGGCGGCGGCCCGCCUGCUGGCGCGGUCGGCGGCCCGCCUGCCGGCGGCUCGGCCGCGGGACGCAGCCCCAGUGUCAACGGCAUGGGGCCGGGCAGCGGCGCCGUCUCCGCGGGGGGCCUGUUCCAGCAGCACCAAGCGCAGUCGCAGCAGGCGGGCUCCAUCUUUGGGCCCGGAGCGGCAGGUACGGCGGCGGGCGGCGCGGGCAAGACGCGCCAGGCGGCAGCGCACAGCAGCCCACGCGGUGCGCAGCGCCCCAGCUCCGCAUCGGCGUCGGAUUCAGCCGCGGACUCGCCAGAGCAAGCUGUGGCGCUGGAGUCUCUCGCGGCGCGGCUGCCCUCGCCCUCUCGGGAUUCGUCCUCUAAUGCGUCGCUCAACCGCCCUGGCGUGCGGCGCGUGCGCAAGGCUGGCGUGACGGUCACCCCUCACACCAACGGCACCAGCGCUAACGGUGUGAACGGGAACGGCGCCAACGGGCACACCAAUGGCAGCUACACCAACGGGCACGCGUCAAACGGGCACACCAACGGUGCUAGUCACGGGGGCGCCAGCGCGCAUCUGUCCAUCAACGUGCCGUCUCAGCACGCGGUGGAGGUGAGCGUCGCGCCCGGCAUGCCCGUUAAGAUCAACCCGCAGGGCAUACCGUCGCCAGCAGCAGCGCCGGCAGCGGCGGCAACGGCUAGCACAUAGGCGGGUGGCGUCAGACGGCGAACGCGGGAUGGCUACGAUACAUGAGAUUGGAGGAGCACAGCUUCUGGCGAGUGGCCAGCAGGUCACACAAUGGCGCGAAUGCGCGAGGUUUGCGAGACUGCGAAACACAGCUGGUGAUUUCAUUGGCGCCUGGUGGGUUCUCGGGGCUCCGGGGUGACGUUGCGGGUGCGGCACAGGGAACAGUGACAUGCAGCCUCUGUCAACCGUGGUAGUGGCAACGAAGCAAGCGAUCUUGCCCCGGCAGCUUUUCUGGUCUGGUCGAGAGUUGUGUAACGAGUAGUUGUCAGGCGUGAUGUUUGACUUGGUCUUGGGAGCAUGUUGAAGGGGUGCAAAAUAACACGGUUGCAUUGACAACGCGCCCGGAGGAGCCGCCGCCUGCUGCAGCCGCAUGCGUCAUGUUUGGGGCGCGAUGCGAGUUGUGCGCAUGUGCGUACGGCAGAUGCUAGCUACACAAGCAACAGUUAUGUGGCACUGGGCCCUCAAUUUUGCUGCGCUGUGGGGUGCGCCAGGCAGAGCACCGCUGGGGGCGAGGAACACGUUUUGUCUGCAUGUGGUGCGUUGCGCGAAGUAUGCUACCGCUCAGUGUGCAGCGGCGCGAGGGGUGCCCGUGGCCCCAUGCUUAUGUGAUGGCGCGUAGAGGUUAGCUUUCCUUGAUUGAGAGCCACGAGAGUCGUCACUGUUGUGGCGCACGUGCGGCAGGUUGCCCCAGAUUACAAUGCUGAGCGGCUGGUCUACACAACCCAAAAGAAAUGUCUGGUGUACGUGCAUCGGUGGUGAGCGAGCUGAGGCGAGGCGUGAACACACAAGUGGACCAGGCCCGCACAGGGCAACACCAGCUCUGGCUUCGCAUGCAGAAUAGAGGAGCUCGAGUACGAUGGUUACUGUUGCGAGUUUGGAUCUGAGCGUGUGGGUCUGAGCUGGCAUACUUCUGCUCCAUUAUACCCGCAUGCACUCGUGUAAGGUGAACCUCUAGAACCACAUGCGGCCUCACACCGGACCGCAAGGUGACAUCAAUGCCGACGAAGGAAGAGCACGCCGGGGUGGGGCAUAUAGCUUAUUGUCGUAGUCGGUUGACGAGUAGGAUUUCUGCCAGUCUGUGAAACUGAUCACGUCGUA
This is a messenger RNA of Chlamydomonas reinhardtii, 5653 nucleotides long. RefSeq lists its product as uncharacterized. NCBI's taxonomy places the organism in Eukaryota, Viridiplantae, Chlorophyta, Chlorophyceae, Chlamydomonadales, Chlamydomonadaceae. The transcript is spliced from 11 exons. The coding region runs from base 209 to 4516 and encodes 1435 amino acids. The record is from RefSeq and is a predicted model, not a curated record. Gene Ontology annotation, molecular function: protein binding.